AUGGGCGUCAGUACUGUAGACGGAAUGGCGAGCGGGAUCGAGGGUUCUUCGGAUGCUGGGCACCUUGGCACGUUGGACAUCACCGUUUCUGACCCGCAGAAGCGGACUGGGGACCAAGGGUCGUACGUGAGUUACCAGAUCUCUACAAAGACGCAAGGUGCGCGCAUCGUCGUGGUGCAUAGACGGUUCAGCGAUUUGCAGUUGUUGCACGACUACCUUGCCGAGGAACACCCCACGUGUGUGGUGCCGCCUCUCCCGGAGAAGAAAGUGCUUGUGUCGAUCACUAGUGACCGGUUCAGCCAGCGGUUUACAGCGAAACGGUGUCACAGUCUGCAGAAUUUCUUGAGGCGGGUCGCUGCACAUGAGGCUCUGUCUCGGAGUGAUUUGUUGCGGUCGUUUCUGAUGCGGGAUGAGGAGUGGGACCGAGCGAAACGGUCGUUGGUGUCGAGGCAGGCUGCUGGUGGUGGUGGUGCUAGACGUGAGGAGGUCACUGAUGCGUUCAUGAACGCUUUUAAGAGUGUGCACGCGCAGAGCGACGAGUGUGUGGAGGUCCGUGAGCGGAACGACCGGCUGGACCGUACCGUUGGGCGGCUGGACCGUACUUUCCACAAAGUUGUCAAGAGGAACGACGUUCUUGUGGACGACCUUGCCCGGCUUGGCACACAUGUAGCUGAGUUGCGUGAACUGGAGGGCACACAUACCUCUGGGAAGCAAUGGCAGACAUUCAACGAGGCAUUGACGCGGCUUUCUUACGGUGUGAGUGAUUUGAACAAGUACUUGGACUACGAGUUGCUUGUUGAUCUGAGGGAUUUGGAACAUUACAUUGACAGUCUACGGCAGCAAUUAAAAUUGAAGGAUCAGAAACAGAUCGAUUACGAACAAUUGAGCGAGUACUUGACGAAAGCGGUACGAGAACGUGACCAACUGAUCGCCGGGUACGGUGGCCACAAUUUUUUUACGAACAAGUUAGAAGAGUUCGCUGGUGUGAACCAGGAGGCCGCGCGGAGGGAGAAGAUUACUAAACUGGAGGGCAAGAUAUCGUCACUUGGUGGAGCACUUGAGAGUGCGAAACAGGUAGCGGAUGCGUUUGAACUGGAGACUCUGCGGGAGGUUGCCCAGUUCGAGCGGGUCCGCACGCAGGAACUGAAACGGUCUCUGGGAGAACUUGCCGACCACCACAUUGAGUUUUACGAGCAGAUGCUCGAGACGUGGACCGCCGUGGACGCGGAGCUGGGGGGGUAG
Molecule: messenger RNA, 1242 nt
Organism: Huiozyma naganishii CBS 8797
Lineage: Eukaryota; Fungi; Ascomycota; Saccharomycetes; Saccharomycetales; Saccharomycetaceae
Gene: SNX4
Product: Snx4p
Exons: 1
Coding region: 1-1242 (413 amino acids)
Biological process (GO): autophagy; cytoplasm to vacuole targeting by the Cvt pathway
Cellular component (GO): phagophore assembly site
Molecular function (GO): phosphatidylinositol binding
Source: RefSeq, a predicted model, not a curated record